Lates calcarifer (barramundi perch) is the source of this 3628-nucleotide messenger RNA. It is a transcript of the gene spag1a, whose product is annotated as sperm associated antigen 1a. Gene Ontology annotation, biological process: axonemal dynein complex assembly. The record is from RefSeq and is a predicted model, not a curated record. Gene Ontology annotation, cellular component: cytosol. The coding region runs from base 361 to 1542 and encodes 393 amino acids. The transcript is spliced from 9 exons. Gene Ontology annotation, molecular function: protein binding. Lineage: Eukaryota; Metazoa; Chordata; Actinopteri; Centropomidae.
CAGAAAGACUGAGUUUUGUGUUUUGUCGAGGCCAUAGAAAGAUAUCUAAAAUGUUUUUGGGAAGUUUCACUUUUCAAAUUGUAAUGUCCCCUGUGUUUUGCCAGCGUUUAAGAGUAAUUUGCUAUGAAGUCUAAUCUGAGGCUCUCCCAUCAGAGCUGUCCUACUGCAGCACUGCACCGCUGUGGCACUUCCCCCUUCUAUGACAUCACUUCUGACAUCUUAUUCAGGGGGCGUGUCUAACAGAGAUUCCCGGCCAGGCACAGAUGUAUCUGCGCCUCUGAGAGCGAGAGAGAGAGAAAGAGAGAAAGAGAGGCAGGGAGGGCGAGAAGAGUUUGAACACACUGCAGAGGGAGUGCAGCUAUGGGGAACACGCAGGAGAAACCCUCGGGCAGCGGGGGAGGGGGAGCUAGACCGUACCAGGCCACAGCAGGAAGCGGGACGAGAAGCCGGGGUGGAGGCAGCGUGGAAAAGCCCCAGACUCAGAGAGCUCCAGAGAAGGGGGUGGCCAAUGGCACGCAGAUGGAAAACAGCCCUGCAUGUGGACAGGAAGAGAAGGGCAGACCUGCAGUGGACACAAGUUACCUGGACGCCCCUGCUGGCGCCCUUCCUCCUCACCUGGGUCGGCUCAAGAAUGAGGGAAACCACCUCUUCAAACAUGGCCAGUUUGGAGAUGCCUUGGAGAAGUACACCCAGGCCAUCGAUGGAUGUGCUGAAGCAGGCAUUGAUAGUCCAGAAGACCUGUGUAUUCUCUACUCCAACAGAGCUGCCUGUUACCUGAAGGAUGGAAACAGCAGGGACUGUAUACAGGACUGCACCAAGGCUUUGGAGCUGCAGCCCUACUCCUUGAAGCCCCUGUUGCGCAGAGCAAUGGCCUAUGAGUCACUGGAGCGCUACAGAAAGGCCUAUGUGGAUUAUAAGACCGUCCUGCAGAUUGACACCGGGGUGCAGGCUGCUCACGACAGCAUCCACAGGAUCACCAAGUUGCUGAUCGAGCAGGACGGGCCUGAGUGGAGAGAGAAGCUUCCAGAGAUCCCCGUCGUCCCUCUGUCUGUCCAGCAGGAACACAGACAGAAACCAGUCAGCAUUGAACAGGCCCAAGCCCGGGCCACCAGGGCUGCGCAGGAGGAAGGUGAAAGAAAAGAGGCCCGCUUUACUUUAUUGAAACAGGGAGGCAAUGAUCUGGUGAAGAAGGGCCACUUCGAGGAGGCUCUGGAGAAGUACAAUGAAUGUCUCACCAUAAAACCUGACGAAUGUUCUGUCUACACAAACAGAGCCAUUUGCUUCCUGAAGCUGAGUCGCUUUAAAGAGGCCAAACAGGACUGUGACUCUGCUCUGCAGCUGGAGCCGGGCAACAAGAAAGCCUUCUACAGACGAGCACUGGCUUAUAAAGGUUUACAGGACUAUCUGUCAGCCAGCAGUGACCUCCAGGAAGUCCUCCAGCUGGACCCAAACAUUAGGGAGGCUGAGCAGGAGCUUGAGGUGGUGACGAGCUUGUUGAGACAGAGCCUCAUGGACAGCACUGCACACACACCGAGGGUUUGAUGGCUCUCUGUGGAUCGAUAUAGAUGCAGAGGAAUGAAACAGGUGUGGACUCAUACUGAGCUGCAGCAGCUCUGGAGGAAAAAAGACUUUUAAAGCCAUCAGUUUGAGUAAGUAAGACCUGUACAAACAGAAAUGACUGGUGUUAACUCCUAGGACGGGCUCCUUGGACAACCAGCUUUUGAGCUCUGCACCAUCUGCAACGUGUGCAAACCACACCAUAACUCCUGAGUGCACAACCGUACAUAACGGGCAGCUUUAUUUAAAAAGGCUAAUGUCAAGGUGCUUUACCUGCUUGCACUAUAAGUCAUUCACAUUACGGUGUUAUGUAAUGUACAUACAGAUUAAUGUACCAGGCUGCAGAGCACUGUUAUUUGUUGGAAUGAAAUGGAGAAAGAAAGAGUGUGCCUUAUUGAGAUUUCUACUGGUUAGGAUGAAAUACGCCAAGAUUAAAUGUUUUAUUUUGAUUUGUUUUAAAGACAUUGUGUUUGGUCACAAAAUGAUUCAGUGAGCUCAUGACAAAAGGACAGACAGAAAUGGAUUCAACUCAACUAUACUGCAUGUUGGGAUAGAUAAGGCCCAGAGAGAUAGAAGAAGAUCAAUAGGUCAUUAUUUGGUACAUUCCCUGUGUAUCCAGGGUUUCACCUCCUCCAGCUGAUAUACAUGAUAUAUGUCACUGUUUACACUUAGUAUCAUUACAGCUGCUGCUAAUUUAACAAGACAAGCCAACAACUCACUUUAAACCAUCAUCAUCAUAACGUGUUGGCUAUUGCUUUAAAACAGAAUCAAUGACAACGCUGCUGUUUGAAUCAGCUCCUCUAACUAUCUUUUAGACCUGUAGACUGAAGUGAGAUGCUGUAACCAACUGGGAUUUAAGAUGGUAAAAUAAUGAUUUACCAUGAUUAAAAUAUCCAAUAAACUGACCUCACUGCUGAAGUCAUUGUUAAUCAUAAGGCUGCCGCUUUUCUAGUAUACAAUAAAUAUCCAGCUACUGAAGUUAGAGUUACAGCUCAUUUACUCAUGUACUAUAAGACUUACUGUAGGUCUCAGGUUCAGUCUUUAAUGUAACCAGGAUGACUGUGUGUGUCUUUGUGUAGGUGUGCAGAAUUUAAGUUUGGCAAGUCUCCUGCUGCAUCUGUAAUAACUAAUGUUCAUAUCUCCACACCCUCCCAUCUGCAACAAGGAACAAAGCAAGAAUGUCCUGCAUCACCCAUGUCAUUUGUUGUAUUCACAAAACAUGUUACGACUGAUGUGACUCCAAGCAAAACAGUCUGAUAAACUCAUAAAGUGUCUGACUACUGUCAAGUGGUUGAAGUCAGAGAUUCUGCCUUAACAAAUAUUAUCUGGGAUGCCGUAGUUGGGCGCCUUUAAGAGAGUGACCUUCAACAAACAGUUAGUACCUUGGAAACCAUUUCUGAAUAAACUGAACUUCAUUUCUUCUUUAAAUGGCUGAAUAUCAUCAGUUGAGAUGAAUAUGGUCAUAAAGGUCAAGUAGCUUUUUUCUCCACCAGCUCUCAGCCUGGUUUUCCUCUCUUGGUUUAGCAGUCUCUCCAUUUUACUUUUUAGUAUAAUCAGUAGCAGCUAAAGCGCCUUCACAGAGAUGGUUCACUUACACAGGUGUUUCCACUUAUUGUACCUGAUGAGACCUCAUUAGUGUGGCCCCUCCCUGAGCAGAGGGCUAAUUAACGAGAACUAAAAACACCUGUGUGAGUGAGCAGGUUCACUCACACAGAUAUGGUCAGAGCUGAUUUGUUUCUUUUGAAUAUGCAGCACUGUCUGGUUACUAGUUAUCCCGUCAGCUCUAAAACAUGGAGAAAAUAAUGUAAAUCUUUGUAUAGCACAAUGUGCCACAGCUUUUAUUUCACUUGUACUUUAUAGUAUUAACUUAUCCCUUGUUUUAUCUCCUGUUGUGUUUUUUUUCUUGUGUUGUCAGUACAAAAGCAUAAAAAUCUCAUCUAAAUGAAAACACUUGAUAUGAGGCUUAAUCGUUCCAGACGAUGUUCGUCUUGCUUCUUGGAAUGUAAAAGCAUGUACUGUAUGUAAAUAGUUUGAAUGCAAAUGUAAAUAAUAAACUGCAAUGUGAAUGCUU